UUAAGUGAAAUAACUCAUUUACGUCUGGAUAGAGAGAAUAUUAAAGAAAUUGAUAGUCUUGAACUUCUAGGAGAAAAUGUUAAAAAUGUUUAUCUACAACAAAAUAAUAUAAGUAAGAUAGAGAAUCUAGAGUGUUUAAAAGAUCUCAAGUUUUUAUCUCUGGCCGGUAAUUGUAUAGAACGAGUUGAAAACCUGACAAGUUUAACGAACUUACGAGUUUUAGAUUUGUCUCACAACAAAAUAGAUUUUCUACAAACAGACGAGCUGCCAAAAUCAUUGAUUAUAUUAAACCUAGAACACAAUCCAUAUACAGACAGACCUGGUUAUUCUGAAUAUAGGUAA
Lottia gigantea (owl limpet) is the source of this 342-nucleotide messenger RNA. RefSeq lists its product as hypothetical. The record is from RefSeq and is a predicted model, not a curated record. Lineage: Eukaryota; Metazoa; Mollusca; Gastropoda; Lottiidae. The transcript is spliced from 3 exons. Gene Ontology annotation, molecular function: protein binding. The annotation marks the transcript as partial.